Aspergillus fijiensis CBS 313.89 is the source of this 525-nucleotide messenger RNA. RefSeq names its product serine palmitoyltransferase small subunit family protein. The transcript has 2 exons. Lineage: Eukaryota; Fungi; Ascomycota; Eurotiomycetes; Eurotiales; Aspergillaceae. The record is from RefSeq and is a predicted model, not a curated record. Bases 163 to 525 code for a protein of 120 amino acids.
AAAGUGCAUCUCUCCUAAGAGCACCCACGAUAGAUCCCCUGAAGCCGACUCUCCCCACAUCACCAUCGCCUGGUUGCUACACCAUAUUUCUCAAUCAGUCUUAUCAGCUGCCUAUUUUCCUCAGUCAGCUUGAACGCGUUCGCAAUUGGCGGAUCCACAGCAAUGACAUUUCUGCUUUGGCUUGUCACGAAUCUCGUGCGCUGGGUGCGACUGAAGAUCUAUCAGUAUGAGGUGACUUUCGCCGUGUAUAUGCUCACCCCUACAGAAAAGUUCAUCUUUAAUUCUCUCCUCCUCACCCUCCUCACCAUGAUUAUCACCGGCAUUUACGUCUAUUUGCCCGAUCAUAUCCGAGCCAUUUACAGUCACUUAUACUACUACUGGGUCGGCGAACGUCCAUUCAUCUCCGGGAAUCUUCCGACCAUCAGUUCAGUAUUCCGCGAAGUCGGCACUCAAACGAUGGAUGUCCUCUACGAAACAGCGAAGAACCAAGCUGCCACGGUCACUGAUUCGAUUGCCGAACUCUGA